AUGGAGUCCUGGAACAAAAACCUUUCUCCAUGGCGAGUCAAGAAUACUGAACAGGAAUAUGAAGCCAAGCUGGCCCCAUCUGUUGGUGGAGAACCAACAAGUGGGGGCCCAGCUAGUUCAUCACCUGAUCUAAAUCUGGAUUCCGGUGACAUUUUGGACAGGCACGAGGACCAAGCCGUGAGCCAAGACUCAGGUUCCCAAGAUAACCCACCACGAGAAGAGGAGAACCAACGCAUGGCCAGCAUGGAAGACAACCAUAAACUUCCUGGGUUUUCCUUCCCAAGAAAGAUGUGGAUGAUGGUGGAGAAAGACAUAUUCCGGUCUGUGCGCUGGAACGAUGAUGGAGACGCUGUGAUCAUCGAGAAAGAUCUCUUCCAGAGGCAGACUCUUCAACGGAGCGGCGCAGAGAAGAUCUUCGAAACAGAUAGCUGGAAGAGUUUCAUUCGCCAACUGAACCCCUAUGGAUUCUGCAAAAUAUGCCCAAUCACCUCUCCAGGAGACAAGAAUAUGAUGAUCUACCACAGCUCCAAUUUUCAGAGAGGCAAGCUCUGGCUCCUGGAGAAUAUCCGGAGAAAAGGUGACCUCCGAAACACCACUCAGCAAGUGACCCAUGUCCCAGCUCCAAAGAGGGCGAAGCUGGUCCAUCACAGCGAUGCCAGGAAUGCGGCCAUCGAAAUGUCCCAGGGUGGAACCCACAAUGUUCAGGGACCCAGUGGCACCCAGUCCUUCACACACUGCAGUAUGCAGCACAGGAACACUGUCACUGGGCAUCCCCCGGGAUAUGGGCCCCCUCAGGAACCAAAUAACUCAAAUUGGGAGGGCACCUCUGGAAAUGUCACAUUUGGAUCUUUGGCUACUGCCUGGGUGGAAAGCACAAGGGAAGUGCCUAGUAGCCUGGUUUACCCAGAUAAUAGUAGUAUAAUGUCUUUGGACAAUGAGUGGUACUCCAUUCUGUUGGCCUCCCUUUUGGUCUAUAUUCUUAUCAUUAAGGCAUUUAUCAUUGUCAUUCUCAUGAAGGCCUCUUGGUCUUAAUAAAGAAAAACAAAAUUCCAUGGAAAUAAAAAAUUCAAAUGAGAACUGUUGUCUGUGUCCUUUCUAACCUUCUACAACUAUACACAUCUCAUUGGCACAAGCCAGAAGAGGCUGAAAAUCCUGUCCAAGACAGGCAUUGGUCCCCACUGUCCUCAUUCAUUUGGAGAAGCAGC
This is a messenger RNA of Cebus imitator (Panamanian white-faced capuchin), 1205 nucleotides long. RefSeq names its product heat shock transcription factor, X-linked member 3-like. The coding region runs from base 1 to 1032 and encodes 343 amino acids. Gene Ontology annotation, biological process: regulation of DNA-templated transcription. Gene Ontology annotation, molecular function: DNA-binding transcription factor activity; sequence-specific DNA binding. The record is from RefSeq and is a predicted model, not a curated record. The transcript is spliced from 3 exons. NCBI's taxonomy places the organism in Eukaryota, Metazoa, Chordata, Mammalia, Primates, Cebidae.